AUGCAGAUCUUCGUUAAGACCCUGACUGGCAAGACCAUCACCCUUGAGGUUGAGUCCAGCGAUACCAUCGAUAAUGUCAAGUCCAAGAUUCAGGACAAGGAGGGCAUCCCUCCUGACCAGCAGCGCUUGAUCUUCGCCGGCAAGCAGCUUGAGGAUGGUCGCACUCUUUCGGACUACAACAUCCAGAAGGAGUCUACUCUCCACCUUGUCCUCCGCCUGCGUGGUGGUAUGCAGAUCUUCGUUAAGACCCUGACCGGCAAGACCAUCACUCUCGAGGUUGAGUCUUCCGACACCAUCGAUAAUGUCAAGUCCAAGAUUCAGGACAAGGAGGGUAUUCCCCCUGACCAGCAGCGCCUGAUCUUUGCCGGCAAGCAACUUGAGGAUGGCCGCACCCUCUCCGAUUACAACAUCCAAAAGGAAUCCACCCUGCACCUUGUCCUCCGCCUCCGUGGUGGUAUGCAAAUCUUCGUUAAGACCCUCACCGGAAAGACCAUCACACUGGAAGUUGAAUCCUCAGACACCAUUGACAAUGUGAAGUCUAAGAUCCAAGAUAAGGAGGGUAUCCCCCCUGACCAGCAACGUCUCAUUUUCGCUGGAAAGCAACUUGAGGAUGGCCGCACUCUUUCCGACUACAACAUCCAAAAGGAAUCUACUCUUCACUUGGUCCUUCGUCUUCGUGGUGGUAUGCAGAUUUUUGUCAAGACUCUUACUGGAAAGACCAUUACGCUUGAGGUCGAGAGCUCAGACACCAUCGACAACGUGAAGUCAAAGAUCCAAGACAAGGAGGGUAUUCCUCCUGACCAGCAGCGUCUUAUCUUCGCCGGUAAGCAGCUGGAGGAUGGGCGCACUCUUUCUGACUACAACAUCCAGAAGGAGAGUACCCUUCACCUCGUGCUGCGUCUGCGCGGUGGUCAGUAA
This is a messenger RNA of Penicillium salamii, 918 nucleotides long. The record is from the annotation of a GenBank genome assembly. NCBI's taxonomy places the organism in Eukaryota, Fungi, Ascomycota, Eurotiomycetes, Eurotiales, Aspergillaceae.